UACACUUGCAUCCAAGAUGGGCGGGAAGUGCAUCACGAGACAGCUCUUUAUUUUGUUUAUUCUUGUUUGUUUUUUGCAAACACUCGAAUUUUGUGUCGGCCAGGUGUAUGAUAUCGACGACUCGACUGGCGUUGGAAGGCAAUUUGAUGGGAUUGGAGGUAUCAGUGGUGGCGGUGCAACAUCAAAGCUUUUGGUGAAUUAUCCAAUGAAACAGAGAGAUGAAAUACUUGACUAUCUAUUCAAGCCAAACUUCGGUGCUUCACUGCAUAUUUUCAAAGUUGAAAUUGGUGGAGAUUCUCAAAGCACAGAGGGUUGUGAAGCUUCACACAUGCAUGAAGCGUGGGAUGAAAACUACCAUAGAGGCUAUGAAUGGUGGAUGCUAACAGAGGCUAAAAAGAGAAACCCUAAUAUCAAGAUAUAUGCUUUGCCGUGGGCUUUCCCUGGUUGGGUUGGGAAUGGAACCAGAAACCCAUAUACCUAUCCCAACUUAACUGCUACAUAUGUACUGAAGUGGGUACAGGGGGCUAAAAAGUAUUACAGUGUUGAUGUUGAUUACAUUGGGAUAUGGAAUGAAAGACCAUACAGCACUACGUAUGUUAAGAUUUUAAGGAAAACCUUGGACAUGAAUGGUUUUACCCAUAUUAAAAUAGUUGCAGCAGACAGCUUAUGGAGUGUGGCAAACGAUAUCUUAAAGGAUCCAGCAUUUGCUGCAGUAGUAGAUUACAUAGGUGUACAUUACCCAGGUACAGUCACCACUGACAAAGCACUGGAGACAAAGAAACCAUUGUGGUCUUCUGAAGAUUAUAGCACAUUUAAUGACAAUGUUGGUGCAGGGUGUUGGGCAAGGAUUCUGAAUCAAAAUUAUGUUAAUGGUUUUAUGACAAGCACAAUAUCCUGGAAUCUAGUGGCAUCAUAUUACCCCCAUCUGCCAUUUGCUAAUGAUGGCUUGAUGACAGCAGAUGAGCCAUGGUCAGGCCACUAUGAGGUGUCCAGCCCCAUUUGGGUGACAGCUCACACCACUCAGUUCACAGAGAUAGGCUGGACCUAUCUGAAGCAUGGAGCAGGGGUGGGGAAACUAUAUGGUGGGGGCAGUUUUGUCACCCUACAGAGUCCUGACAAGAAGGAGAUGACUCUUAUCAUUGAGACCAUGUCUCAUGACCAUUCUGAAUGUAUUAGACCAGCAUUGCCACCAUAUACAGUCAAACCUCAGAAUGCUACAUUUAAACUACAGGGGAGCUUUAAAACUGUUACUGUUUUAAACUUAUGGGUGACAAAAUUAGGAUUUAAUGGUCAACCGUCAACACUCUUUAAGCAAGUUGGAUCUGUUAAUGUGCAAAAUGGAUCGUUCACAUUGUUUUUAGAAGUGGACAGCUUGUAUACAGUGACUACCUCAAGUGCUGGUCAGAAAGGAGUGUAUCCUGCUCCACCUGCCUCUCAGCCCUUCCCUUUGCCUUACAAGGAGGACUUUGAAUCCUACAAUGAGUCUGCAGAACCUUACGACAUAGUCCAACAAGUAGGUACAUUUGAGAUCCUUUAUGUCUAUGGGCACAGUGGACAUAGGAAAGUGCUAAAGCAAAGUGUCCUGCAGCAACCCUGUGAUUGGUGUGGGGGAGGGAACAACACCAAACCUAAUGCCCUGGUGGGGAGCUCUGAAUGGACUGAUCUGUCUGUCAGAGCAGAUGUCCAGGUGCCAUUGGUAAAUGCUACAGAUGGCGUGUUCAUAGCCGCCAGGGUGGACAGAGGAGGAUGUGAGACUUUUGCUGCUAAGGGAAUCUUCUUCUGGCUGUUUCCUACGGAUUCCUUUGGUAAUGCCAAGGUCUUUCUUACAAUGGAUUUGGCACGCGCAAUUCUGCUGGGAUCAGGAAAAUACAACAUGGCCAGAACAGGAAAUUGGAAUUCACUGAGGCUAGAUAUUGUGGGCAAAGCAGUAAAAGCUUUUGUUGAUGGCCACCAGGUGUUGUCCCUCAUGGCUCCUGACAAGUUACCAGCCAAUGGCUUUGCAGCACUGGGCACUGACACCUUUGGGAUUGGAUAUUUUGAUAACUUUGUGGUGGAAGCUCCACAGGAUACAGUGUUGAAGUACCAGGUAAAGCAUGCCUAGCUUAAGAACAAACAAUGCCGAACAGAAUGGUUUAUAUGACUGUUAUGUUACAGUGGGGAUUUCCCAGCAGACAUUUGGAUUUUUUAAAUUUUAAAAGAAAAUUUGAUAUAAUGAAAGAAGUAUUUAAUAGUACAUAUCAUUCCACAAUGAGGUACAUAUAGUUGUUGAUCAACUGUGAUGAUUACUUUAUUUUACAACAUCUCAAGCUGUAUAGAUAAAACAUUGAGCAACAAAUUUUUAAUUGGCUGAUUGCAUUGGUCUGAUAUUUAUAAAUUAUUUAAAAAGCAAAAUAUAUUUGCAUAUUGUGCAAAGUGUUUCUUUUCCAAUUGUCUGUGACAGUUACUUGUGUAAAUUUUUGUGUUACCUGCUCCUUAGAAAAAUGUCUUAAAUAAUUAUUUCAAAUUAUAGAUUUGAAUGAAGAAUAUAAAGGCAAUACAAUCAUAUUAGAUUUGUCUCUAAGAUGACACUAAGUAGCAAUUUUUUUUAAAAGUUAAAUUGGGCCCACCUUGGAGUAACAGUUGUGUUAAGUGAUGUAGGACAUUUACUACAGUAACUGAUAUCAUAUUUAAGAAAUAGAAAGGGCAUUGAUGUGAUACAGUGAUUCUCAGGACUAUAAAUAUUCUAUAUAUUGAUUUCUUCUAUGUAUUGAUAAGUGACAGCAUUCAAGGAAAAUAUUCUAUAUAUUGAUUUCUUCUAUGUAUUGAUAAGUGACAGCAUUCAAGGAAUUUUGGUUCUUAAUAUAUAGACUAUUGUCUGUCAGGUUCUAUGAUUGAAUGUUCCAAAGUGCCAUAUAUUACCUGAGCUCCCCUAUUCUUUGUAGCUUUUCCUUUUUUCACCCUUAAUUAUAGCAUUAUGCACUGAUUUUAUUAUAUGCUGGUAUUUGAAAAAUUCAGUGAACUUACAUAAUGGAAAAAGGGAGGUUCAAAAGUAAAUGCAUGAAAGUAAUAAAUAUAAUAAGUAGUUAAAAGUUUGUUGAAAUUAAGUAAAAAAGUGCAAUUUUUCCUGUAUCCUCAAAUUUUAUACAGCUGAUAUUGGGCCUGCUUUUAUUACUAUAUACAAUCGAAGUACAGAAAAUAAAAAAGACUAAGUUAUUGCUUUGUUUCCCGUUUCAGUUUUCAUUUUUACUAAGAAAUAAUUAGACUGAGUUUUUUCAAUGUAAAUAGUAAGGGAAAGAGUUUUAUGGUGCUAGAGAAAAGGAUUCUAAAAUGUCAGAUUACGUCACAACAUUUAUUGAGUUCUUUCUUUUACAUUUUUAUAUUUUUUUCUAUUCAUUUUGUUGAGUGUUUUAUCAGGUACUGAUCAUAUGAUCACAUCAACAUUUCAAUUCUUUGUGAUUUGUUUGUGCUUUUUUUAACCAAAAACUACCUUUUACUUCUCAUAAUGUUUCUGCUCACUAACAAGUGCUAUGGUCGUAGACAUUAAAAUUAACUAUUCCUAUUAAAUAAAAAAAAUGAUCAUUCAAAUACAAAUUAAGUCCGUAUAUCUAUCAUGGGAUAAGUAAAAAAAGGAAAAGAAAACUGACACAUAAAAUAAAAAAAAAUAGAUGUAAAACUGGCAAUGGGAAAUUACUAUUGACAAUAAGAUUAUAAAGAAACUGCUGUCAUUUAAUGCAUGUAAUGCAGAACUGGGUGGUAACUGUGUAUUGGCAAUAGGACAAUGUUAAACAUUUUUAAAAUCUUAUGGCUGGCACCAGUCUUUUAUAUAAAAAAAAUAGCUCUUAACCAUCAAUUUUACAACAUUCCACGUCAAUAUUUACAAAUGUUGGUUUUAUCAACAUGUUAAUUUUUGUAAAUAUUUGGUUCCGUACAUAUAACACAACACAGGCCUAAUUUGCACAAAAAUAUGCUUCGGAGAUAAUUAUUCUCAAAGUGACAAGUUAAAUGAAAAAAGAGAAACUGGUGAAAAUCACUUGUUCCUCUGUCUUACAGUAGUGACAAGGUGACAUGAAAAUGAAAGAUACUUGCACAAUUCAUUAACCAAUUACAAUACCUAACUUGGAGUUUAAAAGCUUUAGAGCAUGAGUGCAGUAUAAAUUGCACGGAUAUAACAAUUAUGUGCUGAAAAACCUUAUAUAAAAUGUGCACACAAAGACAAAACAACAUAGUUUCAAUUGUAUUCAUUCAAAAUUGGAUUCUGAUUUAAAUACCACAUAAGAAUAUAGUGCUUUUAAAAAAAGUGCAACUUUUCCUGUAUCCUCAAAUUUUAUACAGCUGAUAUUGGGCCUGCUUUUAUUACUAUAUACAAUCGAAGUACAGAAAAUAAAAAAGACUAAGUUAU
Messenger RNA from Lingula anatina, 4378 nucleotides. Its product is annotated as galactocerebrosidase. Gene Ontology annotation, molecular function: galactosylceramidase activity. Gene Ontology annotation, cellular component: lysosome. Gene Ontology annotation, biological process: galactosylceramide catabolic process. The record is from RefSeq and is a predicted model, not a curated record. NCBI's taxonomy places the organism in Eukaryota, Metazoa, Brachiopoda, Lingulata, Lingulida, Lingulidae.